UUUGUUAUGUUUGGUUUAUCCAUUUGGUUAACUACAAACGAAUGGAUGUGAACAAGCGUUUUCUACACUUCUCCCCAUUGUUCCACAAGACACUCAAUCAUUCAAAGGUAAGAAGACCUAACAACCCAUUUCUGCUGCUUCCUCAAUGAUUCUCAACUAUUUUCUUCCUCUUUGUUUUUGAAUUCCUAAAUAUGGUUCACCCUUUAAAUUCCUUAUUAUCAUCCCCUAAAGUUUGUCUUCCUUUGAGUUCUUCCUGUCUCACUGAUUUCAAUAGGAGAAGGAAAUUGAAUCUUGGUUUUGUUUUUUCCAUUUCUCAUCACAGUAGUUCAAGAAGUCUAGUGUUUUCUGGUCACUUCAAAUUUGAUUUUCGAAGAUGUGGGUUUUUGUUAGGUUACCCUGAACAACUCAAAUAUGAUGCAUUUUUUAAACCAAAUGUUGGAGAUUUGGCUCCACCUUUAGGGUUUAAAUUGGAUAAGAUAGCUACUGAUAGUCAAUUGGUCGAGGAUGAGGAGAAAAAUGAUGAUUCUAUUGACUGUGCAUUAGUUAAUCAUGAGUCGGAAGGCUUUAACAUUUUGGAUCGUGUCCAAGAGAGUUGUGAUGAACGAAAAAUGCAUGGUGAUAAUGAUGGUGAGGAAGGUGAGAAAGAAGAGUAUGAUGGUAAGGUUGAUGUUAGAGCACUUGCUAAUAGCUUGCAGAGUGCUAAGAGUGUGAAGGAUGUGGAGGAGGUUCUUAAGGACAAGGGUGAGUUGCCUCUUAAGGUGUAUUCCACCAUAAUUAGAUGGUUUGGUAAAGAAAAGAGAAUGAAAUCUGCCAUGAUUCUUUUUGAUUGGAUGAAUAAGAGGAAGUUAGAGAGUGAUGGCUCUUUUUCACCUAACCUUUUCAUAUAUAAUUGUCUAUUAGGUGUAGUUAAGCAGUGUGAAAAAUAUGCAGAAAUGGAAGCCAUUUUGAAUGAAAUGGCUCAAGAUGGUAUCAGCUAUAAUGUUGUGACGUAUAAUACUUUGAUGGCAAUUUAUCUUGAGAAAGGGGAAACUGAAAAAGCUCUCGACAUGCUCGAGGAAAUCCGUAGAAACGGCCUUUCCCCAUCUCCUGUAUCCUAUUCUCAGGCCUUGCUGGCAUAUCGGAGAAUGGAAGAUGGCAAUGGAGCUUUGAGUUUCUUUGUUGAGUUUAGAGAAAAGUAUCACAGAGGUGAAAUAGGAACGGAUGAUGACGGUGAAGAUUGGGAGAGAGAAUUGAAAAAGCUUGAGAGGUUUACGGUCCGUGUUUGCUAUCAGAUAAUGCGAUGUUGGCUUGUCAGUUCUGAAAACACAAGCAGCAAUGUGUUAAGGUUUCUUGUUAGUAUGGAUAAUGCUGGGAUUCCACUGACUCGUGCUGAACUUGAGCGACUCGUGUGGGCUUGUACUCGCGAAGAUCACUACAUUGUUGUAAAAGAGUUGUACAUCCGGAUAAGAGAAAGGUAUGAUAAGAUCAGUUUGUCUGUCUGCAACCAUACAAUUUGGUUGAUGGGGAAAGCGAAGAAGUGGUGGGCAGCUUUGGAGGUAUAUGAAAAUUUAUUGGACAAAGGGCCUAAGCCGAAUAACUUGUCAUAUGAACUGGUAAUGUCUCACUUCAGAUUUCUUCUUAGUGCAGCUAGGAGAAAGGGUAUUUGGAGAUGGGGUGUCAAGUUGUUAAACAAGAUGGAGGAGAAAGGGUUAAAACCUGGAAGUAAUGAAUGGAAUGCAGUUCUUAUUGCUUGUUCUAAGGCUUCAGAAACUUCAGCAGCUGUGCAAAUAUUUAGAAGAAUGGUCGAAAAUGGUGAAAAACCUACUAUUAUUUCAUAUGGUGCUUUAUUGAGUGCUCUUGAAAAGGGAAAACUCUAUGAUGAAGCCUUCCGUGUGUGGAACCAUAUGCUCAAGCUUGGCGUCAAACCAAACGCAUAUAUUUACACAAUCAUGGCUUCAAUUUACACAGCACAAGGAAAUUUUAGUAGAGUUGACGCCAUAAUUCGGGAGAUGGUAAUUUUAGAAAUCGAGGUAACGGUAGUGACAUACAAUGCAAUAAUCAGCUGUUCUGCGCGGAAUGGUAUAAGUAGUGCAGCAUAUGAAUGGUUUCACAGAAUGAAAGUUCAAAACAUCUCUCCCAAUGAGGUAUCUUAUGAAAUGCUGAUUGAGGCACUUGCAAAUGAUGGAAAGCCAAGGCUUGCAUAUGAGUUAUAUUUGAGAGCUCUGAAUGAAGGCCUUGUCCUCUCUUCAAAAGCUUAUGAUGCAGUUGUGCAAUCCUCUAAGGUUCAUGGUGCCACCAUUGAUGUAGGUUUUUUAGGACCUCCUCCUGCAGAUAAAAAAAAUAAAGUGCAAAAAAUUAGAAAAAACAUUAUGGCUGAAUUCUACAAUCUUGCUGAUGCUCCCAAGAGAAGUAAACUAUUUGAUAGAAGGGAACUUUAUCACACGGACACAAGAAAGUCCAUAAGUAAUUUAUUACACUGAAAUUAGCAUAGUCAAAUAUUUUGUAACCUCUGUACAUUCUUAUCUGUUGCAGCUUGAGCUUUUUUUGUAUCCUUAGCCGAGACGGUAAAAGAAUCACACUCGUGUUUACUUCCAUUUUUGAAAGAAAAAUAGAGAUGUAACACUUCCUGUGGAGUUACUAUUGAAAUUAUGACUCAUAUUUGUAAAGAGAUGGAAGUUUGUUCCUUGUAAUAAAUUUUUGUUUUUCUCUGAA
Molecule: messenger RNA, 2691 nt
Organism: Cicer arietinum (chickpea)
Lineage: Eukaryota; Viridiplantae; Streptophyta; Magnoliopsida; Fabales; Fabaceae
Molecular function (GO): protein binding
Source: RefSeq, a predicted model, not a curated record